This is a messenger RNA of Penaeus vannamei (Pacific white shrimp), 702 nucleotides long. The record is from RefSeq and is a predicted model, not a curated record. NCBI's taxonomy places the organism in Eukaryota, Metazoa, Arthropoda, Malacostraca, Decapoda, Penaeidae.
AUGACUAAUCUCCAUAAUUCAGUAUCGGUUAAUGUCAGAGUGUCCCCUGAGUGUGACGUGCAGGAGCUUCAUCUGACUCCUAUUAGACAUAUCAAAGAUGGAGAGGGAAUGGUGCUAAAUGAAGAGGAAAAGAUCAGGGACAGAUGGAAAAGCGACUUUGAAUCCUUGUUGAAUGAGGAAAAUCCUAGAGCAGAUUUUGACGAAGCAGCUCCAAAAUUUGGAGUGACUUGUGAUAUAAAUAGGCAGGAAGUUAAAGAGGCAUUGAGGAAGAUGAAAAAUGGCAAAGCAACAGGACCGGACAACAUACCGGCAGAAGUUUGGAAGUGUCUAGGGGAUAAAGGAAUUGAUAUGUUGUGGGAUUUAAUGACAAAGGUCUAUGAGGAGCUAAAGAUCGAGGAAGAGAUAAAUGAAAGUAGGAUAAGGAAGGAAAUCGUCAUAGGUGAUGAGCAGUUUGGGUUUCUGCCAGGAAAAGGAAAUGCAGUGUUUGCGCUAAGGCAAUUGAUUGAAAGGCAUAGGGAAAUGAAACAAGGCCUGCAUAUGGUUUUUAUAUAUCUAGUGAAGGCCUAUGAUAGACUGCUAAGGCAGGAGCUCUGGAGAUGUAUGAGAAGGAGGGGAAUGCCAGAAAAAUAUGUUCGGAUCAUGCAGGACAUGUAUGAAGGAGCAAGAACUCGGAUGAGAACCAGUGUUGGCACUACAGGAUGA